AUGAUAUCGUUCUUAAUUAAGCAAUUAUUAUUGCUUACUCUUUUAUCACUUGCUAAAGUAGUAUUUGGCAAUGAAGUAACAGAAUUUCCGUUUAAUUACCGGACCGGUAAAUUAAAUCAGUUUGUCGGAUUUGCAACACCACAUUCACCACCACCAACUAAUGGUCCAUUUAUAUAUGGUUCGGUGUGGGCAUCAUGGUCAGCAUGGUCAUUUUGCGUGAACAAGGUACGUGUACGUGUACGUGCGUGUAAUACAGUACGAGGAUUUUCAUGUCUUGGUAAAAAGCAGGAAUUCAUGGAAUGUGACUUAGAUUAUAUGCAACCAGCAGUACAAGAAUCCGACUAUACGGCAGUUGAUCCAUGGGAAGAAGAUCGAAAAGAAGCUAUGAAGCAACUUUAUUCUCAUAAAUAUUCAUCGGAUCAAUCAGAAAAAGUGAAUUCAGAUGAGAAUAAAAAUAAAUUUAUUCCACGUGAAUCGGCAAUACGUCGACGUGAACGAGUGAGAGUAACAACAAAGGAAUCUCAUAAUGAUUAUCAGUCGAUGACACAAGAAGCAGUGUUAAAUGAUAAGCAAAUCACACCAACAUUAGCCACUACUCGAGAUUUCAAUACUAAAACAAUAGGACAAUCAUUAUCAUCAUCAUUAUCAGAUGCUAUAAUUACCACUGAUAUGCCAUUAUCAUCUAAUACUAAUAAACAACAACAACAACAAAAGCAACAUCCUUCUGAAUCACUUGAUCAAAUACCUGUAUCAGCAUCGAUCAGACGACAAUCACCAGUUGCAUCUGAGUCAUCACUUAUGCAAUCAGUCCAUCGGUCACCGCAAAUUUCACAUUUGUCAGAUGGAUCAAAAUCAGCACAAUUUGAUCAGAAUGAACGAUCAGUGCUUUUUACAGCAACAGAACGAAUUUUAAUUGAUGAACAGGAAAAUGAACCAAUUUUAUCAGUUAAUGAUAAUGAAAUGAAUACAGCAGCAAUACCAUCAAAAGUUUUAGUAUGGAUGCCACCUGGUAUUACAACAUGGAUUUCACAAGAGACAACCAAUGCUAAUGAUAACUUUCCUAAUAUUAUCACAACAACAACAACAACAACAACUACGAAAAUUCCAUCAAAUUAUCAUUCGUCCAUAUCAAUACCAAUUGCUAAAGCAUUAACACCAAUUGAUAAGAGCGAAGCAAUGAUACGUCGUAAUGAAUUUACUGAUGAUAAAACACAAUUUGCAUUUCCGGAAUCGAAUACGUUAAGAUUAAAAAGUUUAAAAAUUCACUCAAAUCCUGUAAAUGUCAAACCAAAAAUUUCCAAUUAUGGAAUAUCAUUAAAGAAAUUCGAUCAACUAGAAGAAGAUCAACAAGCAUUAUCAUCAUUUGAUAUUCUACCUGAACAUGUUAUCACUGAUAAUAACAAUUUGAAAUAUGCGCCACGUAAAAUAUCAGACGCAUUAGCAUCAGCAUCAAAAACAUACGUUGCCGAUCAAUCACACAAAAUAUUACAAAAUGGUAAUUUUCAUCAGGCAAGUGAUAACGAUAGAGCUGCUGCUGAUAAAGCAUUGGAUUUAUUAUUGAGAGCGAUGUCCUCUGAUGACGAUGAUGAUGAUGGAAAUAAUAAUGAUAAUAUCGAUCAACCAACAAAGAAAUCAUUACCUAAUAAAAAUUUAUACGUGAAGGAAUCAAGCAAUACUGAAAUAGAAUUGGAAGAAAUAAACAAAAAUGUGGAAAGCUCAAAAAGUUUGAAAAAAACUACCGAAGAGUUAACUAAGGAAAAUAAUAAUAAAAUGGAAUCACACUGGAAAGCGAUGAAUCUAAAUUUAGUACCCAGAGGACCAUUAACGUCAACUUUUACGCCGACAACAGCGCCUACAGUUAUUGAUCAAUCUCGAAUAUUUUUAGUUUCAAUGAAUGAAAAUGCUACAUCAAAUUGGUCAGAAUGGACAAAUUGGCAACGAUGUUUUUGUGGAAAACAAAUUCGUACACGAGUAUGUCACUAUGAAACAUCAUUUCUUGUAAAAGGUUGUCAAGGAAAAAGUUACGAAUCACGUGAAUGCUAUGAACGUGAUCAUUGUCCAACGACAAUAGCGCCAGUACCACCAACUCGAACAUCAUUCAUUUCAACAAAUAUUGAAUCAAAAAUUAGAAAAUCACCCUUACAUCAACCACUUUCCACUGCUACUGCACAAAAAACUACUGAUUUGAAGGAUAGAUAUUUUUCAGUAUAUAAUAUAAGCAGUAAUAUUGGUCAAAUGAUUGCUGAAAAUGAUAAAUUACGAUGA
This is a messenger RNA of Brugia pahangi, 2265 nucleotides long. The record is from the annotation of a GenBank genome assembly. NCBI's taxonomy places the organism in Eukaryota, Metazoa, Nematoda, Chromadorea, Rhabditida, Onchocercidae.